Molecule: messenger RNA, 606 nt
Organism: Emys orbicularis (European pond turtle)
Lineage: Eukaryota; Metazoa; Chordata; Testudines; Emydidae
Product: ras-related protein Rab-35-like
Exons: 6
Coding region: 1-606 (201 amino acids)
Biological process (GO): endocytic recycling
Cellular component (GO): plasma membrane; endosome membrane
Molecular function (GO): GTP binding; GTPase activity
Source: RefSeq, a predicted model, not a curated record
AUGGCUGGCAAGGACUAUGACCAUCUCUUCAAGCUGCUCAUCAUCGGGGACUCGGGGGUGGGGAAGAGCAGCCUCCUCCUGCGGUUUGCAGAUAACACGUUCUCCGGCAGUUACAUCACCACCAUUGGCGUGGAUUUCAAAAUCCGGACUGUGGUGAUCAACGGCGAGCGGGUCAAGCUGCAGAUCUGGGACACGGCCGGACAGGAGCGAUUCCGCACCAUCACCUCCACGUAUUACCGCAACACCCACGGCGUCAUCAUCGUCUACGAUGUGACGAACCCCGAAUCCUUCGUCAACGUCAAGCGCUGGCUGCACGAGAUUGGGCAGAACUGUGACAGCGUCUGCAAAGUGCUGGUGGGGAACAAGUGUGAGGACCUGUCCCGGAAGCAGGUGGAGACGGCUGACGCCCGGCGCUUCAGCGAACAGAUGGGGGUGCGGCUCUUCGAGACCAGCGCCAAGGAGAACCUCAACGUUGAGGAGAUGUUCAACGCGGUAACGGCCAUGGUACUGCGCACGAAGCAGGAGAACCUGGCGCGGCUGCAGCACCCCGAGGUGGUGAAGAUCAACAGGCCCAAGAAGAAGCCCCCCGUCAAGAAGUGCUGCUGA